UCAGCCCAAAGGCCGCCCUACCGCGGCAUACGUUGGAAGUGGGGCUGAGAUGAGCAGCGGGGGCUCCGUGACGCUGAGCCCAAGUAAAACUGGGGAGUCGCCGCUUUCUGGCGGCAAGAAGCGUGACUCGUUGGGGUCAGUGUCGUCACAUCCUAUUUUAAAAGAUGUUGGAGAAAUAUAUUCCCGACUUCUGGAUCACAGACCAGUUAUUCAAGGAGAAAUUCGUUACUUUGUUAAAGAAUUUGAAGAAAAGCGUUGUCUCCGAGAAGUGCGGGUUCUCGAAAACUUGAAGAACACAACUUUCGACGCAAAUGACCAAACUCUGCCGAAGUGUGAACAAAUGAUGCACGGAAAUCUAAAUGAAGCGCUCAGGAGGUUACAGGUAGCCAAUGAAAUGAUGAACAGAGUCCAGCAAAGGGAGCAGAAUGAAAGACAGCUUCAGACUGAGAAGCUAAUGGCUGGCGAAACACAGCGUAUAGCACUGUGGGAAGAAUUCGUGAAGGAGCAGCACAGUCUAAAAGCAGUUGUGGAUGAAGAGCACACAAAAGCUAUGGAGCGCCUUAAAGAACAAUAUGCUUCAAUGGAAAAGGACCUGGCCAAACAUACCCUUUAAGAAACUCUCAUUCACAAUGAGACUGUUUCUCAUUUGCAGUAUUAACUUCCAAUCUUAUUCCAACUUUUUCCAGUUUCAGGAUUGCCAACACAAUAUCAGAAUUCAGACAACAUAGCAGGAAUAGCAAUGAUAUAAACACACUCCCCCACAAACUUUGUAACAAUUGGAAUUGGUACUAGUAUUACAUUUAUGUUCAAAGUUAAUUUUUUAAAAGCAUCAGGUCUACACAGAACCAGAAACAGUAUUCUUCUUCAACAACUUGGCUAGUUCCCCUUUAUCCAUUCACAAUUAUCCAUCUCAUAAAUACAUAAUACGGGUUUUAUGUUAGACUUUCCCCAAGAAAAGUAACGCUUGGAGAUGGGCUACUUUGGCUAGGGAAGUAAUGUAGCUAUUUGCAGAGGAAUUGCGAUUCUCUGACUUUCAGAACAAUGUUGACUGAAAAUUCACCCAAAGCCACAACCUAGUGGAAUUACGAUGGUCUAUGGAUUAAUUCUUUAUGUUAGUGCGGUCACCAUAAAGACAGCUGAAAGGUCUCUAGGAAAAAAUAAUAAUUGUAGCCACAUUGUUUUGAUUCAGUAGACUAGCGAGAGAGGACGACAACCUAACAACUUUUCUUUUAUUAACUUAUCCAAUAUGUAUUUGUCCUGCUGAUGAUUCAGUGCGUUUACAAGGAAUACCAACGUUGUUGGGCUCUGUUCCCCAAAGUCCAUGACAGUACUUCACGUUCUGUGGGGGAUGACUUCUACUUUUUGUGAACGUUGCAGAUGAACAGGUCUUACUAGAGCUGAAGAACUUCACAUAACAAUUUGUGUUUUUACAAGUAGAUGGUAUUAUGGAGCAUGACCAACCCUUCUCCUUGCUGUGAUUAAUCUGUAUUAAAUAUUUGCAUAAUAGAGAGACAGCUCCUUGAUUAGCCCUUUGUAACCUAACCAUUUUUUUAAAAAAAAAAACCAUUAAUAACAGGAUGAAAGCUGAGGCAGGCUAAGUCAGGGACAGGGAAAUCAAGUGUUAUUUUAACAGCUAGGCAGUGUGUAAAAUAGGAACAUGUAAAACAAAAUUACUCAUUAUCUGUGUUGCGACUGCAGUAGGCCAACAAUGGUUGCCUGUGUGAAUGUAUGGCUUAAUGUCAAGACUCCAUCCUGGCAGCCUGUUGAUAAUGUGAUUAAAGUGAGCAGAGGAGAUGGAAUAA
Molecule: messenger RNA, 1802 nt
Organism: Elgaria multicarinata webbii
Lineage: Eukaryota; Metazoa; Chordata; Lepidosauria; Squamata; Anguidae
Gene: BLOC1S5
Product: biogenesis of lysosomal organelles complex 1 subunit 5
Exons: 5
Coding region: 50-613 (187 amino acids)
Cellular component (GO): BLOC-1 complex; transport vesicle
Source: RefSeq, a predicted model, not a curated record